This is a messenger RNA of Lontra canadensis (Northern American river otter), 6289 nucleotides long. RefSeq names its product SH3 and multiple ankyrin repeat domains 2 (gene SHANK2). Gene Ontology annotation, cellular component: dendritic spine; postsynaptic membrane; postsynaptic density. NCBI's taxonomy places the organism in Eukaryota, Metazoa, Chordata, Mammalia, Carnivora, Mustelidae. Gene Ontology annotation, molecular function: synaptic receptor adaptor activity; ionotropic glutamate receptor binding. The transcript is spliced from 25 exons. The record is from RefSeq and is a predicted model, not a curated record. The coding region runs from base 166 to 5727 and encodes 1853 amino acids.
CCUGAGCGGCCGCGGCUCCAGCUGCUCCCGCGCUCCGGCCGGCUUGGGCGCGGCGCCGCUCGGGUCCCCGCGGCGGAGCCAGGUGCGCGCGGACGUCGGCCCUCCCCGGGGGCUCCCACCUCGCCUGACUCCCGAGCGGCCGCGCGGGCAAGACGCUGGGCAGCCAUGCCGCGCAGCCCGACCUCCAGCGAGGACGAGAUGGCCCAGAGCUUCUCCGACUACUCGGUGGGGUCAGAGUCGGACAGCUCCAAAGAAGAAACCAUCUAUGACACCAUCCGGGCCACGGCAGAGAAGCCCAGCACCGCCAGGACGGAGGAGAGCCAAGGCAACACGCUGGUCAUCCGUAUCCUCAUCCAGGACCUGCAGCAGACGAAGUGCAUCCGGUUUAACCCGGACGCCACCGUGUGGGUCGCCAAGCAGCGGAUUCUGUGCUCCCUGACCCAGAGCCUGAAGGACGUGCUGAACUACGGGCUGUUCCAGCCGGCCAGCAACGGGCGCGACGGGAAGUUCCUGGACGAGGAGCGGCUGCUACGCGAGUACCCUCAGCCCGUGGGCAAGGGCGUCCCCUCCCUGGAGUUCCGAUACAAGAAGCGCGUGUAUAAGCAAUCCAACCUGGACGAGAAGCAGUUGGCCAAGCUGCACACGAAGACCAAUCUGAAAAAAUUCAUGGACCACAUUCAGCACCGUUCGGUGGAGAAGAUCGUCAAAAUGCUGGAACGAGGCCUGGAUCCGAAUUUCCAUGACCUGGACACGGGAGAGACUCCGCUGACCUUAGCCGCUCAGCUGGACGAGCCUGCGGAGGUGAUCAAAGCUCUCAGAAACGGCGGCGCCCACCUGGACUUCCGCGCCAGAGAUGGGAUGACCGCCCUGCACAAGGCCGCCCGAACCAGGAACCAAGUAGCCCUGAAGACCCUUUUGGAGCUGGGAGCAUCCCCCGAUUACAAAGACAGCUACGGCCUCACACCGCUGUACCACACCGCGAUCGUGGGCGGGGACCCCUACUGCUGCGAGCUGCUGCUCCACGAGCACGCCGCCGUGUGCUGCAGGGACGAGAACGGCUGGCACGAGAUCCACCAGGCCUGCAGGUACGGCCACGUGCAGCACCUGGAGCACCUGCUCUUCUACGGGGCGGACAUGGCGGCCCAGAACGCCUCGGGGAACACAGCCCUGCACAUCUGCGCCCUCUACAACCAGGACAGCUGUGCCCGAGUGCUGCUCUUCCGGGGCGGGAACAAAGAGCAGAAGAACUACAACAGCCAGACCCCAUUCCAGGUGGCGAUCAUCGCGGGCAACUUCGAGCUGGCGGAGUACAUCAAGAACCACAAGGAGACCGACAUCGUGCCCUUCCGAGAGGCCCCGGCGUACUCCAACCGCAGGCGGCGGCCCCCCAACACGCUGGCCGCCCCCCGGGUCCUGCUGCGCUCCAACAGUGACAACAACCUCAACGCCAGCACGCCCGACUGGGCCGUCUGCUCCGCCACCUCCCACCGCAGUCUCUCACCCCAGCUGCUGCAGCAGACGCCCGGCAAGCCCGAGGGGGCCGCCAGGACCCUUGGGAGCUACGCCCCCGGGCCCCGCAGCCGGUCCCCGUCGCUCAACAGGCUGGGCGGUGCCGGCGAAGAUGGCAAGAGGCCCCAGCCGUCCUGGCACGUCGGGCCGGCUUUCCUGCCCGGUGCCAGCAAGGAUGCGCUGUCUGCCUUCGAGUACCCAGAGCCCAAGCGGAAGCUGUACAGCGCGGUCCCGGGGAGGCUCUUUGUCGUCGUCAAGCCAUACCACCCUCAGGUCGACGGCGAGAUCCCCCUCCACCGCGGUGACAGGGUCAAAGUUCUGAGCAUUGGCGAAGGAGGCUUCUGGGAAGGCAGCGCCCGCGGCCACAUCGGGUGGUUCCCGGCCGAGUGCGUAGAGGAGGUGAUGUGCAGGCCCAAGGACAGCCAGGCAGAAACCCGUGCGGACCGCAGCAAGAAGCUCUUCCGGCACUACACAGUCGGCUCCUAUGACAGCUUCGAUGCCACCAGUGACUGCAUUAUCGAGGAGAAGACAGUGGUCCUGCAGAAGAAGGACAAUGAGGGUUUCGGAUUCGUGCUCCGAGGGGCCAAAGCCGAUACGCCCAUUGAAGAAUUCACGCCAACGCCGGCGUUCCCAGCCCUGCAGUACCUGGAGUCCGUGGAUGAAGGAGGGGUGGCGUGGCAAGCCGGACUGAGGACCGGGGACUUCCUGAUUGAGGUGAACAACGAGAACGUCGUCAAGGUCGGCCACCGGCAAGUCGUGACCAUGAUCCGCCAGGGAGGGAACCACCUCGUGCUCAAGGUGGUCACAGUGACCAGGAGUCUCGACCCGGACGACACUGCCAGGAAGAAAGCUCCCCCGCCUCCCAAGCGUGCUCCAACCACGGCCCUCACCCUGCGCUCCAAGUCCAUGACCUCGGAGCUGGAGGAGCUCGGCCUCUCACUAGUGGACAAAGCCUCCAUCCGGAAGAAGAAGGAUAAACCCGAGGAGAUAGUCCCGGCCUCCAAGCCAUCCCGCGCUGCUGAUAACGUGGCCAUGGAGUCCAGGGUGGCCACCAUCAAGCAGCGGCCCACCAGCCGGUGCUUCCCGUCCGUCUCGGACAUGAAUUCCGUGUACGAACGACAGGGGAUUGCUGUAAUGACGCCCACGGUUCCCGGGAGCCCGAAAGGCCCAUUUCUGGGCCUCCCCCGAGGUACGAUGCGAAGGCAGAAAUCAAUAGACAGCAGAAUCUUUCUAUCAGGAAUAACGGAGGAAGAGCGGCAGUUUCUGGCCCCUCCGAUGCUGAAGUUCACCAGAAGCCUGUCCAUGCCGGACACCUCUGAGGACAUCCCGCCCCCACCGCAGUCUGUGCCCCCAUCCCCCCCACCCCCAUCCCCCACCACCUACAACUGCCCCAAGUCCCCAACCCCAAGAGUCUACGGGACCAUCAAGCCAGCGUUCAGUCAGAACCCCGCUGCCAAGGUGCCCCCCGCGGCUCGCUCGGACACGGUGGCCACGGUGAUGAGGGACAAGGGGCUGUACUACCGGCGGGAGCUGGACCGCUACUCCCUGGACUCCGACGACCUGUACAGUCGCAGCGCCGCCGCCCAGGCCAACUUCCGCGCCAAGAGAGGCCAGAUGCCAGAAAACCCGUACUCGGAGGUGGGGAGGAUCGCGAGCAAAGCCGUGUACGUCCCCGCCAAGCCCGCUCGGCGGAAGGGCAUGCUGGUGAAGCAGUCCAAUGUGGAGGACAGCCCUGAGAAGACGUGCUCCAUCCCCAUCCCGACCAUCAUCGUGAAGGAGCCCUCCACCAGCAGCAGUGGGAAGAGCAGCCAGGGCAGCAGCACGGAGAUCGACCCGCAGGCCCCGGAGCCGCCGGGCCAGCUGCGGCCUGACGACAGCCUGACCGUCAGCAGCCCCUUCGCUGCCGCCAUCGCUGGGGCUGUCCGCGACCGGGAGAAGCGGCUGGAAGCCAGGAGGAACUCCCCGGCCUUCCUCUCCACAGACCUGGGGGACGAGGACGUUGGACUGGGGCCACCCGCUGCCCGGGCACACCCCUCCAACUUCCCCGAAGAGGUCGGCUUCGGCGAGGAGGAUGACGCCGAGCCGCUGUCAUUGCCCACGCCGGUGGCACUGCCCAGGGAGCCCGAGAACCACUUCGUGGGUGGUGGCGAGGCCGCAGCUCAGGGGGAGGCCGGCAGGCCGCUGAAUUCCACAUCCAAAGCCAAGGGUCCCGAGGGCAGCCCUGCAGUGCCCCCCAAGAGCAGCAGCACAGCCGGCCCCGAGAAUUACGUCCACCCGCUCACAGGCCGGCUGCUGGACCCCAGCUCCCCGCUGGCCCUGGCGCUGUCUGCAAGGGACCGAGCCAUGAAGGAGUCCCAACAGGGUCCCAAGGGGGAGGCCCCCAAGGCCGACCUCCACAAACCUCUCUACAUCGAUACCAAAAUGCGGCCCAGCGUGGAAGCAGGCUUCCCUCCGGUCACCAGGCAGAACACACGGGGACCCCUGAGGCGGCAGGAGACCGAGAACAAGUACGAGACGGAGCUGGGCAAGGACCGCAAGGGCGAGGACAAGAAGCACGCGCUCAUCAACAUCGUGGACACGUCCCAGCAGAGGUCGGCCGGCCUGCUGAUGGUCCACACUGUGGGCGCGGCCACCACCGACCACCUGCUGCAGGAAGAGGACGAGAAAGCCGACGGGGAGGCCACGCCAGACCACUCGCUGCCCGAGGGGCCAGAAGGCGCUCCCGAAACCGAAGGUGCUUUAGAGAUCUCCGCCAGCCCCGAGCCCGCCGCCGCCGUGCCUGGCAGGACCAUCGCGGCAGCAGGCUCUGUGGAAGAGACGGUGAUUUUGCCAUUCCGCAUCCCUCCUCCCCCUCUGGCAUCCGUGGAUCUGGAUGAGGAUUUUAUUUUUACAGAGCCACUGCCUCCCCCCCUGGAAUUCGCAAAUAGUUUUGAUAUCCCCGAUGACCGCAUCGCUUCUGUCCCUGCUCUCACGGACCUGGUCAAGCAGAAGAAACAGGACGCCUCCCAGUCCCCUUCGUUGAACCCCAGCCAACCAGCCAACUGUGCAGACAGUAAGAAGCCGGCUGGCCUUUCCAACUGCCUGCCUGCCUCCUUCCUGCCGCCCCCCGAGAACUUUGACGUGGUCACGGACUCUGGGAUCGAGGAGGUGGACAGCCGGAGUAGCAGUGACCACCAUCUCGAGACAACCAGCACCAUCUCCACGGUGUCCAGCAUGUCCACCCUGUCCUCCGAAGGCGGGGAGAACGUGGACACCUGCACAGUCUAUGCAGACGGGCAGGCAUUUACGGCGGACAAGCCCCCAGUACCUCCGAAGCCAAAAGUGAAGCCCGUAAUUCCCAAAAACACCACACUUUAUCAGGACGCGCUAGCGGAGGAGGACGUGGAUAGCCUCGUCAUCCCUCCCCCAGCACCCCCGCCGCCGCCGGGCAGCGCCCAGCCUGGGGCCACGAAGGUCACGCCACCAAGGACCUCCAAGUUGUGGGGGGACGUGUCCGAGGUCAGAAGCCCGAUUCGCUCAGGCCCAAAGGCAAACGUGAUCAGUGAAUUGAACUCAAUCCUGCAGCAAAUGAACCGAGAGAAAUCGGCAAAGCCGGGGGAAGGAUUGGAUUCGCCCACAGGAACCAAGCCUGCCAGCCUCGCUCCAAGAAGUCCAGAGGUCAUGAGCACCGUCUCAGGGACGCGGAGCACGACGGUGACCUUCACGGUUCGCCCGGGGACCUCGCAGCCCAUCACUCUGCAGAGCCGGCCCACGGACUUUGAGAGCAGGACCUCAGGAACAAGACGUGCCCCGAGCCCUGUGGUGUCGCCAACAGAGCUGAGCAAAGAGAUCCUGCCUGCCCCCCUCUCCGCUGCUGCUGCCACUCCUUCUCCCACUCUCUCAGAGGUCUUUAGCCUUCCAAGCCAGCCCCCAUCUGGGGACCUGUUUGGCUUGAACCCGGUGGGCCGCAGCAGGUCGCCAUCCCCCUCGAUACUGCAACAGCCAAUCUCAAAUAAGCCUUUUACGACUAAGCCUGUGCACCUGUGGACUAAACCAGACGUGGCGGAUUGGCUGGAAAGUCUAAACUUGGGUGAGCAUAAAGAGACCUUCAUGGACAAUGAGAUUGAUGGCAGUCACCUACCAAACCUUCAGAAGGAAGACCUAAUAGAUCUCGGGGUGACUCGGGUCGGGCACAGGAUGAACAUAGAAAGGGCUUUGAAACAGCUGCUGGACAGAUAAGGGUGGCUGCUCUGUACCUUCACAGACUCCUUGUUAUAAGUAGAGAUGGGCUUCUACUGAAAUAUUUGGGCGGCCAAGCAUGGUCUGUGAGCACCAACCCCACUCCACGGGUGUGUCUCCUGGUACCCAAAGAAAUGCCGAGUGUGUCCAGGUGUGGCUGAGCGAAGGCCUUGAAAGGCCCCCAAUCUCCCUGUGGGCUUCACGGGCUGUUUCUGUGCAGCAGGGGACACGGGGAGGGAGUUCUGCACCACGAGAGAGCGGCCCGGCUUGCCUCCCAGCAUGCAGGUGACCUCACGUUGCCAGGCCCCGGGGACGCCCCCGUCGACUUAGCACGGGACCCUUGCUCUUGCAGACACCAGUGUCCUCCAGAUGCCUCCUGAGACCUCCCUCUGCUUUCCGGGCAGCUGUCCCCGCCGCAGGCCCGCCGCAGUCUGUGGCCUCCGGGAGGGUUCUCAAUGCUCACUUGCUCCUUUCCUCUACUUCGCUUGCGGUAAAACACCCCACAGUAGUCUGUCCGGUGCCCCUUCUUGGGCCCGAAAGGUAGAGAAUCUCUUUUUCCUCU